UAAAACUGAGAUGGAAACAUUCUUCUUUUAGCCAAAGUUGCAGGAAUUUAUGGAACAUUGCUGUCGAAAACGUCUGUAUUUUUUUGAAAUAAAAAAGUGCGGAAGUAGUGAAUGUGACAUAUGUAGGCCAAUUAGAAGUGAUAUAAAUGUUUUUAAGGAACUAAAAGGUCUACCUGAUCCCAUUCCUGGACCCGAUGAUCACUAUAUUUCAUUUUUAGAGGCGUAUGAAAAGGAAACAACAGAGGAAUAUUGUCCUUCUUUACGAAAUAGGAAACCUAGAAAUAAAUCAAAAGAUGUAGAAAAAAAAGGAGGAAAUGGCAUGGACUUUAGUCCAACUGCUCAAUAUGGAAAAAAUGUAAGAACAAUUGUAAAAUGUGUAGAGUGUAACAAACCUCGUGUAUUAUAUGCUCGUCAUAAAAUAUCAGAGGAAGAAUUUCGCCUACUUCAAUCUUUCCUGGAAUCAAUAGAAUAUACCUGUGGUGUUACAUUUAAAGGCCUUUCUGAGUUGAGUUCUUCUAAAAGUAGGAAAGAAAGUGAUAUAGACGUUAAUGAUGAUGAUGAAAAAGAAAAUAAUAAUGGAGAUAUAGAUGUUAAUGAAGAUAGUGAAAAAGAAAAUAAUAAUGGAGAUGAUCCUAUAGCUGAAUUAUUCAAAAUAGUACAAAUCAACAAAAAACAUACUUGUACUUCAGCUAUUGAGAAACCAUACUUUGUAGCCGGAAUUUUUCCUCAAAUUUGUAACAUAUGUGGUAUAUCAGAGGAUUUAAUACAGGUAGAAAAUGAGUUACCAUAUUGCAAAGAAUGUCAUGUCUCGGCUGGAGAAAAAAGAAAAAUAGGAAAAAGGAAGUACUUUGACGGUGGUAAUAAAAAUAGUAGGAAAAAGCGUAAAAUAGGAAAUUAAAGUAUAGUUGUCUAUCAGUGUAUUUAAUAAUAUGCAAGGCGAGUAUUUUAGAUAUUGAGAAGGUAUUCUUUGAGUUAUCAAGUGAAAAGGAGAGAACGCGUUUUCCGUUUUGCAUCAUGAAUUUGGUUAAUUACAUGCGUGUAUGCGUGUAUCUUACUGGUACCUUUAUGUAAAUGCUAUAAUGUAUUGAGCAAUACAAAACGUGCUGGUAUAGGAUUUACAGUCACGUGAUUAAAAUUAACAUAUAAAAUAAAAUUUAUGAUUUGAGCCGAAAUUAAGAUCGGCGAUUACGAGAACCAUUUUUUUU
Rhizophagus irregularis DAOM 181602=DAOM 197198 is the source of this 1205-nucleotide messenger RNA. RefSeq lists its product as uncharacterized. The record is from RefSeq and is a predicted model, not a curated record. NCBI's taxonomy places the organism in Eukaryota, Fungi, Glomeromycota, Glomeromycetes, Glomerales, Glomeraceae.